Triticum turgidum subsp. durum (durum wheat) is the source of this 1437-nucleotide messenger RNA. Lineage: Eukaryota; Viridiplantae; Streptophyta; Magnoliopsida; Poales; Poaceae. The record is from the annotation of a GenBank genome assembly.
AUGUCUUCUCCCUCCUCCAACUCCUCGUCCUCCGACCCAGACUACCAUGUCGCCGCCUCCGACCUAGACUAUGACGCCGCUGCCGUCGUCCCCCCGAGGCGCGCCGACGCGGAGGACUACGUCUCGUUUCUGUGCACGCAGGACGAGGUCGACGCGGUGUGCGAGAAAUACGGCGUCCCCAAGGAUCGCUACGCCGCGCGCCCCGCCGGCGACCUGCGCGCGAGCUCGUCCCCGCCGCCGGGCGCCGUCUGCGUGUACGCGGGCGCGCUGGAGGCCGGGUUGCGGGUCCCGCUGCACCCCUUCUUCCGCGAGGUGCUCGCCCACUUCGGCCUCGCCCCGACGCAGCUCGCGCCCAACGGCUGGCGCACCAUGGCGGGCUUCGUGGUGCUCUGCCACCUCGCCGGCGUGUCGCUGCCGCUGCUGGCCGUUUUUCGCCAUUUCUUCCGGCUGGUCGUCCUCAACCUUAAGCGCAGAGGCUGGUACUAUUUCCGAUCUAAAGACACCUCCGGCCUGCGCUUCACGGGUUUGCCGCAUGAGAUCAAGGAUUGGAAGCACGCGUUCUUCUUCCUCUCGUCGCCGGCGCCUUGGCCUUGCUCUGUGGAGUGGGACGAGCCGUCCAAGAUUUCGCUCAUGGACCCCGUGCUCUCUGCCGAGGACAAGAAAUUGGCCGCGAAGCUGCUGCGCGCUCACGGAGGCUCCCCCGUUGAUCUGGGGGCGUAUCUCUGCAGCAGCAAUCUUUCCGCCGCCAUGAUAUCUCCGGUGCCGGAGUCGCUGUCACCACAGCCACCGCCUUCUUAUACUCCUGCUGCUACCGAUUCCAAAGGGAUGGAUCCCUCCGUCUACGACAUGAUGAAAACCAUGCUGGCGGAGAAGAUGGCCCGGCAAGCGUCGGCAUCGGCAAAGAAGGUGAAAACAGAGCCAGGGUCAUCGUCGUUGUGCGGGAAGAAAGGUAGCCCGGACGAGGCCAACGGCGAGGAGGGCCGUCCCCCUUCUUCGGACGCUCCACCUGCCGCCCGUGGCCACUUGGUGCCCACCAGCGUGUGUUCGCCACUGCCGGGAAUCUUGCGGGAGCCACGAGACUUCGCCGACGGAGACGGCACAGACUGGGAGGCUGCACGGGAGCUGCUGCAGGGUGCGGUCGCGCCACCGCAGCAGCGCGUGUUUGCGGCGACCGAGCCAUCCGAUGUUGUCGCGUCAAGCUAUGUCGCGAUUCUCCAGGUAUGCCAGAGAAGGCGGUGUCAAAUUCAAGCUCUUCACUCGCCGGAGCAUGCUCACAUUAUUUGUGCGCAGGCGGCGAACUACGUGUCAUUCUCCUUGGACUACGCUCUGGAGUUGGAGGAGAAGCUGCUGGCGCGGGAGGCGGAGAUCGCCGCGCUGCGGAUGCAGCUGGAGGAGACGAACGGCGAGCUCGCCCAGGCGAAGGUGCCGCGGAGGUAG